AUGCAGUUCAAGAACACCGCGUUUGUUGCGCUCCUUGCAGCUAUUCCCAAUAUCGUGAACGCUGCUCCAACCGAUGCGACUGCUCAUUCCCUCGAAUCACGUCAACAAACCAAGGAGACAGUAUACCUAACCAACUGUGGUUCUACCUCGGAGUUCAGCUACUACAAGAGCGGUCAUAACUCUGAGAACCGCUCUCCUCCUGAUGAUAGGUGCAAAUUUACUACAGGUAACAACUUGCCUAUCAACUGGGAGUUCUCGUUCCAUAAAUGCACGUUCGGCUCGGGUGUAUCUUUCGAGACACAGUUAGGCGGUGGUGUACAACCUAAUGAAUUCAUCGGCACUGGAAUACAGAGAGUCCCAAACAAGACCCCCAAGACUUUCGACUGUUUCAUGGACAAUGGCAGGAUCUUGUACAGAGAUGGUUCAGUGGAAUGCAAGGCUAUUCACUGGUGCAAUCCACGGUAA
Molecule: messenger RNA, 465 nt
Organism: Bipolaris victoriae FI3
Lineage: Eukaryota; Fungi; Ascomycota; Dothideomycetes; Pleosporales; Pleosporaceae
Exons: 1
Coding region: 1-465 (154 amino acids)
Source: RefSeq, a predicted model, not a curated record